This is a messenger RNA of Octodon degus (degu), 5660 nucleotides long. It is a transcript of the gene Iqgap2, whose product is annotated as IQ motif containing GTPase activating protein 2. NCBI's taxonomy places the organism in Eukaryota, Metazoa, Chordata, Mammalia, Rodentia, Octodontidae. The record is from RefSeq and is a predicted model, not a curated record. Gene Ontology annotation, molecular function: calmodulin binding; actin filament binding; GTPase activator activity. The transcript is spliced from 38 exons. Gene Ontology annotation, biological process: regulation of GTPase activity; regulation of actin cytoskeleton organization. Gene Ontology annotation, cellular component: cytoplasm. The coding region runs from base 100 to 4869 and encodes 1589 amino acids.
GAGAUCGGAGCGCGCCGGCGGGGCGCAGAGCCCGCCAGCCUGGCUAACGAGGGGAGCCGCGGGGGGCGCGCCCCUGGAGGGCCCCCGGAGCCGCGCAGGAUGCCGCACGAAGAGCCGCCGUCGCUGCAGCGACCGCGCUACGGCUCUAUUGUAGACGAUGAAAGACUUUCUGCAGAGGAGAUGGAUGAGAGGAGACGGCAGAACAUUGCUUAUGAGUAUCUGUGCCACCUGGAGGAAGCCAAGAGGUGGAUGGAGGUCUGCUUAGUUGAAGAAUUGCCACCAACCACUGAGCUGGAGGAAGGGCUCCGGAAUGGAGUUUACCUUGCGAAGUUAGCCAAGUUCUUUGCCCCGAAAAUGGUAUCAGAGAAAAAGAUCUAUGAUGUGGAACAAACACGCUAUAAGAUAUUUUAUCCAGAAACAACAGAUGUCUAUGACCGGAAAAACAUACCAAGAAUGAUAUAUUGUAUUCAUGCACUGAGCUUAUAUCUAUUCAAACUAGGGAUAGCACCCCAGAUCCAGGAUCUCUUGGGCAAAGUGGACUUCACAGAGGAAGAAAUCAGUAAUAUGAGAAAAGAACUUGAGAAAUAUGGAAUACAGAUGCCGUCUUUCAGCAAAAUUGGUGGCAUUUUGGCCAAUGAACUAUCUGUGGAUGAAGCUGCAUUGCAUGCUGCAGUCAUAGCCAUUAAUGAAGCUAUUGAAAAAGGAAUCGCAGAGCAGACCAUUGUAACACUAAGAAACCCAAAUGCAGUUUUGACUUUAGUGGAUGACAGCCUGGCAGAAGAAUAUCAGAAGGAACUCUGGGGAGCUAAAAGAAAAAAAGAGGAAAAUGCAAAGCUGAAGAACAACUGUAUUUCAGAAGAAGAGAGGGACGUGUAUGAAGAACUGCUGACACAAGCAGAAAUCCAGGGCAGCAUUGAUAAAGUCAACAGAUUGGCUGCAGUGGACCACAUCAAUGUUGUCCUUCGGAAAGGGGACCCUGAGCACACACUACUGGCGCUGAAGAAACCAGAGGCCCAGCUGCCCGCUGUCUACCCCUUUGCUGCUGCAAUGUACCAGAAUGAGCUCUUCAACCUCCAGAGGCAGAAUCCUAUGAACUACCUGGCGCAUGAGGAGCUCCUGAUCGCGGUAGAAAUGCUAUCUGCAGUGGCAUUGCUGAACCAAGCCUUGGACAGCAACAAUCUCGUGUCCGUGCAGAACCAACUCAGAAGCCCCUCCAUAGGGUUCAACAACCUGGACGAAGUGUACAUAGAACGGCCAUGGCAUCCUGAGAGCACAUUGGGCAAGGCAUUGGCUCCUGUAAUUCUUGAUAUGGAGAAUGAACACAUAAUGUACUUAAAGGGAAUUUUUCUUUAUUUUCUAGGAAUUGUAGCUGUAGGAUACAUCAAUGAAGCUAUAGAUGAAGGGAAUCCUCUGAGGACUUUAGACACCUUGUUGUUACCUAAUGCUAAGAUCAGAGAUGUGCACCCAGCCCAUGCCCAGCACUACCAAGAUGUUUUGCAUUAUGCGAAAUCACAAAAACUCAUGAGUAAUGGCCAGGUGGCGACCUGGCGCGGCGGUGUCCGCGCUGGGCUGUGGAGCGCGAGGUUGCCGGUUCGCGCCCCUGUCCCGACUCUCUCUCUGGGCUGUUACGCGAAUGCACUGCUUUCCUUUAAACUAGAGGCCUCCGCCCAAGGGCAAGAUAAUUUAAGCUGGAAUGAGAUUCAGAAUUGUAUUGAUAUGAUUAAUGCUCAGAUUCAAGAAGAAAAUGACCGGGCUAUGCUGGUCAUUGAUGUGAAUCGGUGUUUAGAGGAACAAAAGUCAGAUGCUAUUUUGCCUGCACUGAAGUCUUCUUCUUCUAAUGUACAAAACAUUAUCUCUGAAUGUGCUGACCAGUACUAUGAGGCGCUGGCAAAAGCAAAAGGAAACAAAGCUGAAAAAGUGUCUACAGAAGGUCCGUGGCUCAAACUCAACCUGCAGGAGAGACACAAUAUUGUACAUGAAUUGGAGAACAAGGAAGGAGUUUCCUGGGUCACACCUGAAUCAUGUGUACUUAAGGAGUCAUGGCUCAUGGGAAAAGAAAUUGAGGACAUCAUUGAGGAGGUCACUGUACGGUACAUCCGGGAGAAGAUAUGGUCUGCUUCCGAAGAUGAUCUGCUUUGCUUUCAAGCCACCAGUUCAGGACCCAUGCUUAGGGAAGAGUUUGAAGCUCGGAAAUCAUUCUUGCGUGAUCAAGAAGAGAAUGUGAUCAAAAUACAGGCUUUUUGGAAAGGAUAUAAACAACAAAAGGCAUAUCUGCAAAGGCGACAAACAUUCGCUGGUAAUGUUGAUUCUGUUGUAAAGAUUCAGUCUUGGUUCCGAAUGGCAACAGCAAGAAAAAAGUAUCUUUCACGACUGCAGUAUUUUGAAGAUCAUAAAAAUGAAGUUGUGAAAAUACAGUCUUUACUGAGAGCAAGCAAAGCCAGAAAUGACUACAGAACCUUGGUUGGCUCUGAAAACCCACCCUUAACAGUAAUCCGCAAAUUUGUGCAUCUACUGGACCAAAGUGACCUGGAUUUCCAGGAGGAUCUGGAGGUAGCACGACUGAGGGAGGAAGUAGUAACCAAGAUUAGGGCCAACCAGCAGCUGGAAAAAGACCUGAACCUGAUGGACAUCAAGAUUGGGCUCCUGGUGAAGAACAGGAUCACGCUAGAGGAUGUAAUCUCACACAGAAAAAAGCUGAAUAAGAAAAAAGGAGGAGAAAUGGAAAUACUGAAUAACAUUGACAACCAGGGAAUCAAAAGCUUGAGCAAGGAGAGGAGGAAAACACUAGAAACGUACCAGCAGCUGUUCUACCUUCUCCAGACCAACCCUUUAUACUUGGCCAAGCUGAUCUUCCAGAUGCCUCAGAACAAGUCAACUAAAUUUAUGGACACAGUUAUUUUUACACUGUACAAUUAUGCCUCUAACCAGCGGGAAGAAUACCUGCUCCUCAAGCUUUUCAAAACUGCUCUGGAGGAAGAAAUAAAGUCGAAGGUGGACCAGGUACAGGACAUUGUUACUGGUAACCCCACUGUCAUCAAGAUGGUCGUAAGCUUCAACAGAGGAGCCCGGGGACAGAACACCCUGCGCCAACUCCUGGCUCCAGUGGUCAAAGAGAUCAUCGAUGACAAGUCCCUCAUCAUCAACACCAGCCCCGUCGAGGUGUACAAGGCUUGGGUGAACCAACUAGAAACACAGACCGGAGAGGCCAGCAAGCUACCCUAUGAUGUGACCACAGAGCAAGCCCUGACCUAUCCGGAAGUGAGAAAUAAGCUGGAUGCGUCCAUUGAAAACCUGCGAAGGGUCACUGACAAGGUUCUGAAUUCUAUCAUCUCCUCCCUCGAUCUGCUGCCUUACGGAUUGAGGUUUAUAGCCAAAGUACUGAAGAAUUCCAUCCAUGAGAAAUUCCCAGAUGCAACAGAAGAUGAGCUCUUGAAGAUUGUUGGAAACCUCCUGUACUAUCGGUACAUGAACCCAGCCAUUGUAGCCCCUGACGGAUUUGAUAUCAUUGACAUGACAGCCGGAGGACAGAUCAAUCCCGACCAGAGGAGAAACUUGGGGUCAGUGGCCAAGGUUCUUCAGCAUGCAGCUUCCAACAAGCUUUUCGAAGGAGAAAACGAGCAUCUCUCAUCUAUGAACAAUUAUUUAUCAGAAACUUAUCAGGAAUUCAGGAAGUAUUUCAAAGAAGCAUGCAAUGUGCCUGAGCCAGAAGAGAAGUUUAAUAUGGACAAAUACACAGACUUGGUGACAGUCAGCAAGCCAGUCAUUUAUAUUUCCAUUGAAGAAAUCAUCAAUACACAUUCACUCCUGCUGGAGCACCAGGACGCCAUCGCCUCGGAGAAGAAUGACUCCCUCAACGAGCUGCUGCAGCUGCUGGGAGCGGCACCCAGCGUGGAGUCCUUUCUUGGUGAAGGAGCUGUGGACCCCAAUGACCCUAACAAGGAGAACACACUAAACCAGCUCUCAAAAACAGAGAUUUCCCUUUACUUGACAAGCAAAUAUGACAUAGAAGAUGGUGACGCUAUUGAUGGCCGAAGCCUCAUGAUAAAGACAAAAAAGCUGAUUAUUGAUGUGAUUCGAAACCAGCCAGGGACCACAUUGACUGAAAUCCUAGAGACUCCAGCAACGGAACAGCAGGAACAAGAUCACGCCAAAGACAUGUUGAGCCGCGCAGCGAUGGACUCCCGAACUCCAGAGGACGGGAAGCAGAGCCAGGCAGUGAUGGAAGAUGCUCAGCUGCCUCUUGAGCAGAAGAAGAGGAAAAUCCAGAGGAACCUGCGGACGUUAGAGCAGACCGGACAUGUGUCAUCCAAAAACAAGUACCAGGAUAUCCUCAAUGAAAUUGCCAAGGAUAUUCGAAAUCAAAGAAUCCAUCGUAAGCUUCGCAAAGCUGAACUGACAAAACUUCAGCAGACUCUAAAUGCACUGAAUGAGAAGGCUGCAUUUUAUGAGGAGCAAAUUAAUUAUUAUGACACCUACAUAAAGACUUGUUUAGACAACUUAAAAAGGAAAAACACUCGGCGGUCCAUCAAACUGGAUGGAAAAGGAGAGCCCAAAGGCAUGAAGAGAGCGAAACCUGUGCGGUACACGGCAGCUAAGCUUCAUGAGAAGGGUGUCCUGCUAGGAAUCGAUGACCUUCAAACAAACCAGUUUAAGAAUGUUACAUUCGAUAUCGUAGCAACUGAAGAUGUGGGCAUCUUUGACGUCAAAUCAAAAUUCCUUGCUGUUGAAAUGGAAGCAGUGCAGCUUAACAUUCAGGACUUACUCCAGAUGCAGUAUGAAGGCGUAGCCGUGAUGAAAAUGUUCGACAAGGUCAAAGUGAACGUGAACCUCCUCAUCUACCUGCUCAACAAGAAAUUCUACGGGAAAUGAUGGCCUGCGGAGGGGCGUGGGCGCCCCAUGCCUGGAUGGAGAAAGGAAUUUGUUAGUAUUUUUGUUUCUAAACAUGAUUGGAAUUACUGCUUAUAAAUGUGUGAUUUAAAGACCAAAACUGUUGCGAAGAAUGUACCCACGUGCCUUUUUGUGCUCUGAUAGUCCAGUGGAAUGAGACGUAGAACGAAUCAAUGCAGAUGCGUCCAUGUUGUCUGGGAUGUAGCUUCCCCAAUUUGGAACUCUGGACACCCUGUGAUUGGUUUUAAAUGGGGGGGGGGGAGUGUAGCUGAUUUAGGGACAAAUGUGUAAACCUAUUUUCCUAUGAAAAAUUUUAAGUGUCCCACUUGAAUAAUGUAAUUCUUCAUAGAUAUUAUUUAUCUGUGGAGAAACAGCAACCUAAUUAAUUUGCAACGAAUUGUUUAUGUUUAGACAUAGAGUGCUAAGCCCUGCCUCUGGGAAUUACCCAUUUUAAAGCAACCUUUUGUGCAAUUCAAGAUGAAGUUUUUAUAAGUAAUGGAAAGUGACAAUACAAUAACACUUUCUGUAUGAAAGUAUAUAUUUUAUGUGAUUUAUUCCUACUAAGUGAAAGUGCACUACUGCUUCAUGUUAGGGCUCGCAUACAGAGCCUGAAAAUGAUUAAGGAGUAACAUAGAUAGCAAUCAUAGCCCCUCCCUCCCUUCACAAUUUAUUUGAAUACUUCAAUUGUGCCUCUUGAUUUUUGUAAUGCUACAAAAUCAGUAUAGAUGGUUUUAAAAUGUAUUCUUUGAAAAUUGUUUUAUGUAAAAUAAAUG